AUGUCUCUCGAACAACGCUACAAACCCUUCUUGUCUUCGCGUGCUGAAGGCCGCCAAAUGCAGCCCUUUUGGAACAAUGCGGUACCGGCCCAUGUCAAACAACAUCCACAACCCAUCGAUCUCGGUGCAGGACUUCCCAACGAAGGAUUGUUCCCUAUCGAAUCCGUGCAUUUGAAUGUGGUGAACCAUCCCUUCCAGCAUCGCAAUUAUAAUUUUCGAUCCUCAAAGCUACACCAACAAGAACAUGGCAAUCAUGUCAAUGACGACGGCAUUGAUAAAACACACAUUGCGCACAACGAAAGGGAGUUAGUUGCACAAAAGUUCCAGGAUGGAUCCAUGGUGGAUAUGUGGAGAUACGAACCCGAAAACCCACAAUGUAUCCCCAUUUGUUCUGGGUUCCAAUACAACGAUACUCGAGGUCUCACCCAAAUGUUAGAUUUCUGCCACAAAUUCGUUGAAUACACCAAUCCGCCUGCGUACGACGAUUGGGACAUCACUUUUGCCAACGGAUCUUCCGAUUCGCUUUUCAAAGUUUUCGAAACGUUAGCAGAAGCCAAUGUCACCGUCUUAGUUGAAGAAUUCACGUUUUCACCAACCGUCCACAACAUUACCGCCACUGGAGCCACUGCAGUGCCCAUACGGCUUCAAGUGACUGCAGAUUCGGAAUCCCAGGGUAUUGAUGUGGAUUAUCUGACAAAUUUACUAGAAAAUUGGUCUCAAUCGGAAUUCUCGCAUUUAUCCAAGCCUCGGCUUCUGUACACGAUACCUACAGGUCAAAAUCCAACCGGUAUGACUCUUUCUUUGCGGAAACGGCAACAGAUUUAUGCGCUUGCCGAAAUUCACAAUUUCAUCAUUGUCGAAGACGAUCCUUACGGAUACUUGAGAUUCCCACCGUACGACCCUAAAAAUCCUUUUUUCAACCCGUACGAGAGCAACGACUUUACAAUCGAUCAGUACCGAAACGAAAUGCUUGCCAAAUCCUUCAUCUCUCUCGAUACUUCUGGCCGUGUUAUUAGAUGCGAGACCUUCUCCAAGGUUUUUUUUCCCGGUUUGAGGUUCAGUUUCAUCGUCGGUAACAAGUACUUGAUUUCCAAAAUCUUGAGUUUCGAAGAAGUCUCCACCAGGGCUGCAAGUGGUGUUUCUCAAAUGAUGGUCAACAACGUGAUCCAGAAAUGGGCACCAGGGUUCAGUUCCGCACAGGAGGCGUGGUUGGCAUGGGUCGUUAAAGUUGCUGGUCAAUACACACACCGCAGAAACGUUCUAUUUCAAGCACUGCAGGCCUCAGAUGCUUACAAAAAUGGAUUAUUUUCCAUGCUUCCCGUGACCGCUGGAAUGUUUGCAGCUCUUACUAUCAAUUUCGAUCAAUUCCCCCAUAUCGAGAACCGUUCCGAAGCCCUACAAGAGCUUUCAUACAUCCUUUUAGAAGAAGGUGUCAAGGUAGUUUUGGGCACCAACAUGGCUGUUUCUAAACCAUUUUCUGCUCACAGAUCCCAUUUCUUGCGAAUCACGUAUGCAUAUGCAGCGGACGACGCUCAAUUGCAAGAAGCCGCCAAAAGGCUGGGUCAAGGUAUUCAAAGAUUGCAUUCGGUUCACUAG
Molecule: messenger RNA, 1596 nt
Organism: Lachancea lanzarotensis
Lineage: Eukaryota; Fungi; Ascomycota; Saccharomycetes; Saccharomycetales; Saccharomycetaceae
Gene: ARO9
Product: LALA0S02e04522g1_1
Exons: 1
Coding region: 1-1596 (531 amino acids)
Biological process (GO): L-tyrosine biosynthetic process; aromatic amino acid catabolic process
Molecular function (GO): L-2-aminoadipate:2-oxoglutarate transaminase activity; aromatic-amino-acid:2-oxoglutarate transaminase activity; pyridoxal phosphate binding
Source: RefSeq, a predicted model, not a curated record